AUUACGACGCUGGUAAUUUGUACCGAACGUUUAAAGUCGAAGCGGUUUUCGUGCCGCUCGCAAAUUGACUCCGUCUUGCUGCGACAACACGACUUGGCGGUCUAUCUUCGCUCAUACAAACGCAGGGUGUUUUUGAAAUCUUCAUCAACUUUCUUUUAAAAAUUCAUGAACAUACUACGAGAAGCGUAAGUGCUUAAUCUGUCUACGGAAGUCCGGGCAAUUUCCGUGGCGAUACAAAGACUGUGAUUUGAUUGGCUGGCGGGCGUGAGCGUGCGCACUGACGGUUGGUAAGUGUGACGGCCACGCGCAUCCAAGAUACCCUGUCAGUUUCAACCGUGACACCCAUUCGCGACUAGCUCGACUGACACUCGCUGCUCCAAUAUUUCAGGUGAAGAGAAGUAAAGCCUACAACUGUGGAGUCGGCAGGAACCAUGCCCCAUACAGGCCAGACAGGGGUUAAUCAACUGGGAGGGGUCUUCGUGAACGGCCGUCCACUUCCUGACCAUGUACGACGUCGGAUCGUGGAGCUUGCUCAGAUGGGCGUUAGGCCAUGUGACAUAUCUCGACAACUCCUCGUGUCCCACGGGUGUGUCAGCAAGAUCCUCACAAGAUACUACGAGACGGGUUCCAUUAAGCCCGGGUCUAUUGGCGGUAGCAAGCCGAAGGUGCGGCAAGUGGCCACGCCUCUGGUGGUGCGGAAGAUCCUGGAACUGAAGCAGCAGAACCCUUCCAUCUUCGCCUGGGAGAUCCGCGACCAGUUGCUGGCGCAGCGAGUCUGUGAUGACACCACCAUCCCUAGCGUCAGCUCCAUCAACAGAAUACUGCGUAACGCCAACGCCUGUGCCCCCGACCAAUCCCCCUUUGCCAUGGAUCUGGCCACCAGGUUCUCCCCUGCCUGCUCCCCCAACCCCAUGCCCUUUGUGUCCAUGCCGUCCUACCCCGGAGCGUGGUAUCCACUACCCAUACCCGGGCUCUCCUACCCUCGCCUGGUCCAGCCCCUUGGGGGUGAGGCGAUUGGGAAGCUGGUGGAGAGGGACGAAGAGAAGGAGAGAGAGAAAGAAAGGGACAUUGAGAGAGCGUUGGGGAUCAAAAGGAAAGCCGAAGACAGGGUUAAAGUUGAGGACAAACGACAAGAAUCUGACGACGAGGAAACACCCGAAAAGAAAAGACGGUUGGAAAACUGUGAAUCCGAUUCUGAAGAACACACACCUGUGUCCAAAUCCCGGACUACAAGCAGCGAGACGGCGACAGUAAGCAAGCGAGAGAGGGACAAUUCAACACCAGCAAAGUGCACCUCGAGUCGGGCGGAGAGCAAAUCGAAAAGUUCUGAGGACUUGUGCAGCGUGAGUUCGCUCAGUAACUCAAUCGGACUGUGUGCACGUGCGCCGAUUUGCUUCUCGCGAAUGCUGCCGUAUCCGUUGAUGCGUUCCAGCUUUUCACCCUACGCAGCUCAACAUCCGGGUGCCUCAGUAGGCCUAUAUCCACUACAUGUGACUCCCAUGCGCCCUGGUUUCAGUCAUGUGCCUGCAUCAUGAAAAUAUCCACUACGAACAUAUCCAAAAACUCAAAUCGUCGGUUCAAGUUGGCAUCUUUAUUGCGAUAACUUGUGACUGGUAUCCCGUGCAAACGGCCAACAUUUCUGGACGGGGCGAACCUGGUAGGUACGGUAGUUCAACUGUCUUCGAACAAAACGCUACUGGCACUGAAACGUUCGUGGACUAAGAGUGACGUUGACGUCAACACGCCAGCAGGCGACGUAAGGGUCGGUGACUGUGCCUGGAACGCCUGCGGAGACCUACAGAAUGGACACCCCCAGAUCCCGAUAGCUUGCUUUCUACGACAAGGGCUGUUAGUGUUAAAUUUGUAUUUAUUGAGCAGCGUUGUUUCUUAGAACGAAACAUGUUUGUUGAUUCCUCUCAAACAGCUCCAAUGCAUUCGCAUUAUUUAAACACUUACAUGAAGUAUCUACACUGGUUUACUAUUAUUUAUCUAAUACUUUAAAUGUGUAGUUACCAGGUAUUUGAAGUGUAAAUAAUCCUUGCAAACUUUGCUAAUUUAUUUUCAUUCGUAUAUUGCUGUCGAAGCUUACGAAAUAAAACGUUAAAGAAUUA
Molecule: messenger RNA, 2111 nt
Organism: Haliotis rubra (blacklip abalone)
Lineage: Eukaryota; Metazoa; Mollusca; Gastropoda; Lepetellida; Haliotidae
Product: paired box protein Pax-2-A-like
Exons: 5
Coding region: 432-1535 (367 amino acids)
Biological process (GO): anatomical structure development; regulation of transcription by RNA polymerase II
Molecular function (GO): DNA-binding transcription factor activity, RNA polymerase II-specific; RNA polymerase II cis-regulatory region sequence-specific DNA binding
Source: RefSeq, a predicted model, not a curated record